UAGCAGAAGUGCGGAUGUGAGUUGCAUAUUGAUACGGAACAGGCCGCCACUUUUUGUUUUAGCAAUGCGGGCUUAGGCAAUGACCAUUUCGUGGAGCUAUGAAUCCCGAGGAGCAGACGGUAACGUGGUUAAUAUCGUUAGGGGUGCUCAGCUCGCCCAAAAAGAACAUAGCGGACCCGGAGGAGUUUCUGAAAACAUCACUCAAGGAUGGGGUCGUCCUGUGUAAGCUCACGGAGCGACUCAUACCUGGCUUCACACCCAAGUAUUCCCAGGAUCCGAGAACUGAAGCUGACUGCAUCUCCAACAUCAGGGAGUUUUUAAGAGGAUGCUCCUCGUUGAAAGUGGAGGGGUUUGAACCAGAGUGGUUAUACACUGGAGAGAAUUUUGGCAAGGUCCUGAAUACGCUGCUGGGGUUCAACUUCGCCACACAAGAUUGUGCUCCUGAGCGAUGUCCUCAGUCCGGUUCGUCCUCUCCUAAUCAGACGACGUCUUCACACACGCUGUCCUCCAUUAAAUCCAAAGGCUCUCUGCGUAGACAAUCUAAAUCAGUGGAAAUGUCUGAAAAUGGUGGAGGGGGGCACGUGAUGGUGAAGGCCCGCUUCAACUUCAAGCAGAACAAUGAGGACGAGCUGUCGUUCAACAAAGGUGAAGUGAUCCUCGUCACACGGCAGGAGGAGGGAGGAUGGUGGGAGGGGACGCUCAACGGCAGGACAGGCUGGUUCCCCAGCAACUACGUUCGAGAGAUCAAGCCCUGCGAAAAACCCUUAUCUCCUAAAGGAACUCCUUUGACCAAGAACUACUACAGUGUGGUGGUUCAGGAUAUCUUGGAGCAUGAGCGGGAAUUUGUUAAAGAAUUACAAACAGUGCUCACUUGUUACCUACGACCCCUGCAAGCCAGCGACAAGUUAAAUAGUGGAGACAGCGCCACCUUGUGUGGGAAUCUGGAGGAGAUCCUCACUUUCCAGCAGAAGUUAUGUUCAGCUCUGGAGGACUGCACCAAAGUUGCAGAGGCCCAACAGAGAGUGGCAGGCUGCUAUUUAAAUCUCAUGAGUCAGAUCAAGAGUCUGUACCUGAAUUACUGUUCGAGCCAUCCCUCAGCCGUCUGCAUCCUCACUGACCACAGUGAUGAACUGGGUAAGUUCAUGGAGAGCCAGGGAGCAAGCGGUACAGGAAUCCUUACACUGACCACCAGCCUCAGUAAGCCCUUCAUGAGAUUCGACAAAUACCCGACACUGUUGCAAGAGCUGGAGAGACAUGUGGAGGAAGCUCAUCCAGACUAUGUGGACAUCAUAAAGGCAACAGCAGCGUUUAAAAGUCUAGUGUCCCAGUGUCAGGAUCUAAGGAAGCGCAAGAACCUGGAGCUGCAGAUCCUGUCAGAACCAGUGCGAGGCUGGGAGGGAGACAGCAUGAAGAGUCUGGGGCAAGUGGCCUAUAUGUCCCAGGUCCAUGUGAGAAAUGGGGUCAGUGAGGAAAAGGAGGAGCGCUACCUCAUGCUUUUUCCAAAUGUCCUACUUAUGCUGUCUGCCAGUCCCAGGAUGAGUGGCUUUAUUUACCAGGGAAGGCUCCCGCUAACGGGCACCACAGUAACAAGACAAGUAGAAGAUGCAGAAAACACUUAUGCGUUUGACAUCACAGGAAGCAUGAUUGAUCGGUUCACAGUGUUCUGCAGCAGCACUCAAGAGUUGCAAGAAUGGCUGGAGCACCUGCAGCCUUAUACCAAAUCAGGAAGUCCUGCAGGCACCAUUUCAAAAAAUGUGGAUGGGAAGCCACUGAGCACAGUCAGUACCCCCACACACCUGCCCCACCCGGUCAGUCCGAGCGCUGUCAGCCGUGGUCCCCUGGAACCGCCAAAGACCAGCAAACCUUGGACCCUCAGCUGCCUGCGUCCUGCACCGCCUCUCAAGCCCUCUGCUGCACUGGGCUACAAAGAGAGGAUGUCUUAUAUCAUGAAGGACUCCAGCAAGAGCCCACGGCCAAUAAAAAAGUUCCUGCCAGGCAACAGGAAGAAAGACCGCAAGCCCUCAAAUGACGAGUUUGAAAUAAGAAAAAGCACAGCUGCUCUGGAGGAGGACGCUCAGAUACUCCGGGUCAUUGAAGCUUAUUGCACAGGAGCCAGCGUGCACCAGACCACCACAGCAGUGCGGAAAGAGUGUGUCCCCCAGGUGCUUCUGCCUGAAGAGGAGAAGAUCAUCGUGGAGGAGAUUAAGAGUAAUGGACAGACAGUAACGGAGGAAAAGAGCCUGGUUGAUGCAGUUUAUGCUUUAAAGGACGAGGUUCAUGAGUUAAAAAAGGAGAAUAGGUGGAUGAAGCAGUUUCUGGAGGAGGAGCAGAAGUCUCGCAAAGAGCUGGAAAGAUUAGUGAGAAAGCUGAGCAAGCAGAAGAACGACUGCACCUGGGAUGACGGCAGCCAUUAAAACGAUCGACCAUCCUACCACCACACCUCUUUUUGGCUGGUUACCUGUAGGGGCCCAUUCACGGGAGCGGACUUGCAGUGGGGCAGGUUUUUGUGUGUUUAUGCGUUUAUUUUUGUACGCGCGUCUUCCGUCUUCACAUUUCAGUCACACAUAAAGUUGAACUGUGCGGACGAUACUUGGAGCUUCCUCGCCUCCAACCUUGGAGCUUGAUUUUACAGUGAGAUACAAUCGGAUCCGUCUCACCAGAAGGGCCAAAUGAGCAUGCUUACUCCUGAACAGCUUGGCGAAUCCUCUACAUUUCAAGCAGUCUUCUGAGUGUGGUCUGUAAGAUCAACCCAGCUAAUGGAACAUUUUUAAAAAAGGACAAAAAAACAAGCUCAUCGUAGCUUGUUUUGCUGUUGUUGGAAUAGAAAAGGAGUAAAAAGCCAUCAAGUCGUCUGCUUCUCUUGCCUGAACUUCUUCCAAACAGGAUUGAUGAGGAUCUCUUCAAAUCAUGACUUUGUCACUGUUAUAUUUUAUUACCAUAGGGCUUUCUUGUUGGGGAAAAAAAGUCAACCUGUUGGACUUUCAUGAAUAAACGGGAUUUUUAAACAUUACAAAGAUUCACCUAACUCAUAUCCAGGGGAUUUUAUAGGCAUUUUAACGAGUCAGACAGGUUUAUCAAGCUCAAUUCAGUCUCCAAAUGCAGCUGUAUACUGUUUAUUCAAAAACUGCAUGGGUGUACAGUGUUUCUACAUUAUGAAUUCUGCAUCAGAAAUGUGAUAAUCAAUAUAUAUUCAGACAUAUGUACUCCAAAGCAAUGCAUACGCAUAAUGAAAUAGGAAAGACUUAACUCUGUACUAUUUGUUGUUAUAAGAAUAGACAAUGAGGUAACCCUUAGUCAAAUAUACACUACCGGUCAAAAGUUUUAGAUUAGACAUUUUCUCACUUUCUGAGUCUCCUUAUUUUCAUGACUAUUUACAUUGUAGAUUCUCACCAGAGGCAACAAAGCUAUGAUUAAACACACAUGAAAUUAUAUAGUAAAUAAAAAGUGUGAAAUAACUCUAAACAUUUUUAUGUUUUAGAUUCUUCAAAAUAGCAACCCUUUGCUCUGAUUAGUGCUUUGCUCUCUUAGCAUCGUCUCCAUGAGCUUCAUGAUGUCCUCACCUGAAAUGGGUUUCAAGAGUCUUGAAAGAACUUCCCAGAGGUUUUCAUUCACUGUUUUGAUACCUUCAAUGAGAAUCUACAUACAGUGUAAAUAGUCAUAAACAUAAAGAAAACCAGUAAAUGAGAAAGUGUUUCUAAAUCUUUUGACUAGUAGUGUAUCCGAGAAUCAUUUUAACAUAUUGGGUACAUAACCUUUCUUUAUUUCGAGUUUUUGGAGUAUAGUCAAUAUUUAUUGCGAACCCAAGCAUUUCAAAUGUGGUUUAAGCCUUAUGGAUAAAGUUGUGCAAGGAAGGCCCUGACAUGUUUUAUAUUGCUAAUGAGGAAAAGAGAGUAACUAAUCUUGUUUUCUUUGAGAGUUUAAAGAUUUCUGUCUGGGAACAGAUGUUGAUGUGGAGUAAACAUGUAAGUGCCUCCCGUAGGGGUCCGAAAACCAAAAGAGUUAAAGUCCGACGGGGACUAAAUACAUGAAAUAUAUUCAAAGUGUCAAGCUUACAGUAAUAUUGUGAUGUAUGUUGGGUCUGAAAACGAACGGUGCCUUGCUUUCUAUUUAUGGUGGUGGCCUCUUUCUGAGGGCCGACCGCAGUUCAUUUCCUCAUGGGCCGAGCGUGUGCACUGUCAACACUGUUGUGUGGCUGUCGCUGCACUACACAGAAACGGUGAAUGUAACUGAAAUGCAAUAAGUGACUGCUUUACUGACAGACGUCUGGGUAAAAACCAGCAGCUAUCAGUCAGAUUGAAAGAUCCUGCAAUAUUAAAGGUUGAAUCUAUUACACCCCCCCCCUCAAAAAAAAACAAAAAAACACACAGGGGGGUUCAGCUACCGGUUUCCUGGUUUUAAAAAAAUAACAAUGACAAGGUCCAUUUCUUACUCCACAAAUGAUCCAAACUGUUGACUGUGCGUCAGUCACUGCGUGGGAAGUGCUGUUUUUUGUUUGUUUUUUUUUGCACGCACCUCUUUACAGAAACUUCACAGCACUCUGCAGCGUUUGAUGCAGCUGGUUCGUCUGCAGAGGUGUAACUUUCACGCCUAAAAGCACAUCAUGGUUCACGAGCUAGACUAACUAGAUUUUGUAAUGUUGGACACUUUUCAGAAGUGAUGUUGCCCCCCACUCCCCUCCAAACGACUGUUUCAUUUAAGCACCACACACUGUAAUUUCAAAAUUCCCAAUACUUUCUGUUAGCACUUACUGGUGGGAAGAAGUUAACCUGAAAUUAUAUUUCCACACCACUGUGUUUUUUAUUUUUUUGUUUUGUUUAUUUUUUAAAGCUUGUUCUAUGCAAUUAUUGUUGCAAGUAUUUCACCAUUUGUUUCUAGACAUUCUGCACUGUAUGUUUGGCUUGAUUUGUCUUUUAAUAAAAGUUUAAUAUAACAA
Messenger RNA from Girardinichthys multiradiatus, 4933 nucleotides. It is a transcript of the gene arhgef6, whose product is annotated as Rac/Cdc42 guanine nucleotide exchange factor (GEF) 6. The coding region runs from base 99 to 2414 and encodes 771 amino acids. NCBI's taxonomy places the organism in Eukaryota, Metazoa, Chordata, Actinopteri, Cyprinodontiformes, Goodeidae. Gene Ontology annotation, molecular function: guanyl-nucleotide exchange factor activity; protein binding. The transcript has 22 exons. The record is from RefSeq and is a predicted model, not a curated record.